AGGGACGUAACUCACGACUAUGGUUUGAAACGAAAACGUAAAUAAGAAGUUUUUACCUUUCUAAUUUAUUUCAUAUCCUUCUGGCUAUAUAAAGAUGCCAGCUAAACAGAGAAGAGUUGCUCUGAUGGGCUUCAGAUCGGUUGGAAAGUCUUCGGUCACAAUCCAGUUUGUUGAGAAUCAUUUUGUUGAUUCAUAUGACCCAACAAUUGAAAACACUUUUCAGAAGACCCUCAAAAUCCGUGGACAAGAAUAUUCACUCCAAGUGAUUGACACAGCUGGCCAAGAUGAGUACUCCAUUCUGCCACAGUCAUAUUUUGUGAAUAUAGAUGGAUAUGUAUUGGUAUAUUCUGUCAAUUCUAGAAAAAGCUAUGAAGUGGUAAAGUUUGUUUAUGACAAGCUCUUGGAUAUGAAAGGAACCAUCAAUGGUGUGCCUGUAGUAUUGGUAGGGAACAAAUGUGACUUAGCCACAGAAAGAGAAGUGUCUUUUGAAGAGGGAAAGAGAUUGGCAGAUAGCUGGAAGGUAUCAUUUCUGGAAACUUGUGCAAAAGAGCACCAUACCGUGACAGAAGUUUUCACUCAGAUCAUCCUCGCCAUUGAGAGAGCAGAGGGAAAUAACCCUGACCAAAAUAAGUCCUGUGUAUUAUCUUGAUGUUAAUGACGUCACUGACUUCUUUUAAUGCAUUGUAAUCUUAUGGAAUGAAGGAAUUAUUUGUAUUUUAUAAAUUUUCAAUUGUACAUAUAACUUUGUAUAUGUUUUUGUGUAUUAAGGCGAGUGCAUGGCAUCUCAGGUUAAAAUAUUGCACUGUGAAUUAUUUUUAUUUUCUGAUUUUAAACACAAUUUUUUUGUAAAUUUUGAGACAUUGAAGAUCAUAGGGAAGAAUUGUUCUGUUCACAAGCUAAUUAAUGUUGCAACACUGUAUUGAUUUGACUUUAACACUUUUGCAUCAUGUAUUGAAUAUAUAUGUUUACAAUGUAUAUGAAUGAAUUGUAUUUUUCUGAUGAUCGGUUCUAAAGACAGUAUGACCAAUGGUUUUUCAGUGAUUUGUGAUUAAAGGUUCCUGAAAAUACAUUUACAUGUACUUGUAUUUUUGAAAAUGUAGAUCAUUGUUACGUAAAAUUUUUCAUAUGGUAUGUCUCAUAAUUAAACAUACAAGUUUUAGAGAAAAAUUAAUGUGAAUUAUGAAUUUCCAUGCAAUAAAAUGAAAAAUAUUUGGA
Molecule: messenger RNA, 1215 nt
Organism: Saccostrea cuccullata (small rock oyster)
Lineage: Eukaryota; Metazoa; Mollusca; Bivalvia; Ostreida; Ostreidae
Product: GTP-binding protein Rheb-like
Exons: 8
Coding region: 95-649 (184 amino acids)
Biological process (GO): small GTPase-mediated signal transduction
Cellular component (GO): plasma membrane
Molecular function (GO): GTPase activity; GTP binding; GDP binding
Source: RefSeq, a predicted model, not a curated record